CCAUCACAGGAAAACAUCUGUUGAAGACAAUCAUACCCGCAAAUUUGAAUCCCCUCACUCACCACCCACCCCUUCCGGCGGCGUUGCUGUUGUCUCUGCUCCAUCAAAAUCUCGUCGGAAGAAGAAAGAGAGGUCAGAGGGAAGCGGCCAUGUCUCUUAUUCAAACAUCUCUGCAGCAAUGUCCCGCCGCCACCACCGCUUUCUCACAGUUUCUUCCUUCUCCGUCAUCACAUUCGUCUACUAAACUUUCCGUCAGAUUCACCGUCUCAUGUUGCUUAUCCUCGUCGCCGAUGACUAGUGUUAAUGGAAACAUCGACAUGCAAUCCUCAGAUAGGAAUGAGAUUAGAUUAGGUUUGCCGAGUAAAGGUCGAAUGGCCACCGAUACGCUUGAUCUUCUCAAUGAUUGUCAAUUAUCUGUGAGGCAACUUAAUCCUCGGCAAUACGUUGCAGACAUUCCUCAGCUUUCAAAUGUAGAAGUCUGGUUUCAGCGCCCAAAAGACAUCGUACGGAAACUGGUUUCAGGAGAUUUAGAUCUUGGUAUUGUUGGUCUUGACACAGUUAGUGAAUUUGGACAGGGAAAUGAAGAUCUAAUCCUUGUUCAUGAUGAACUUGCAUAUGGAGAUUGUCGUUUAUCUCUUGCAAUUCCAAAGUAUGGGAUUUUUGAGAAAAUUAAUUCAGUGAAGGAACUAGCACAGAUGACUCAAUGGACUGCUGAAAAGCCUCUAAGAGUUACCACUGGUUUCACAUAUUUGAGUCGUAAGUUUCUGAGAGAGAAUGGGCUUCAGAAUGUUGUUUUUUCAACUGCUGAUGGGGCCCUGGAAGCAGCUCCUGCGAUGGGGAUAGCUGAUGCUAUUGUGGAUCUUGUUAGUAGUGGGAUCACAUUGAAAGAGAACAAUCUCAAAGAAAUUGAAGGCGGAGUUCUUCUAGAAAGUCAGGCUGUUCUUGUUGCUAGUAAGAAAUCACUACUUGGGCGCAAAGGUUUAUUGGACAUCACACAUGAAAUUCUUGAAAGAUUUGAAGCACAUUUAAGGGCACUUGGUCAAUUCACGGUGGUUGCCAACAUGAGGGGAAGCAGUGCAGAGGAAGUAUCCGAGCGAAUUCUGAGCCAACCAUCAUUAUCUGGACUUCAGGGACCUACUGUAAGUCCAGUUUUCCGCAAAAUUGAUGGGGAGGUAAAAGCUGAUUAUUACGCAAUUGUCAUUUGUGUCUCCAAAAAGCAACUCUACAAAUUCGUUCAGCAGCUAAGAGCUAUUGGAGGAAGUGGUGUUCUGGUGUCUCCUUUGACCUACAUUUUUGAUGAAGAAACUCCAAGAUGGCGUCAACUUCUUUCAAAACUUGGUCUUUAAGGUUAAGGUUUAUCACUUUUUGUAAAAGCACUUUGUUGGUAGAUUUCAAUGUCUUGAGUGUGAUACUCUUUUCGAUCCUUGUGUUUGCAGACUUUUUUCUUGUGAUUGAGAUUGUGUUUUUUAUUUG
This is a messenger RNA of Lactuca sativa (garden lettuce), 1473 nucleotides long. RefSeq names its product ATP phosphoribosyltransferase 1, chloroplastic. The record is from RefSeq and is a predicted model, not a curated record. Lineage: Eukaryota; Viridiplantae; Streptophyta; Magnoliopsida; Asterales; Asteraceae. Gene Ontology annotation, biological process: L-histidine biosynthetic process. Gene Ontology annotation, cellular component: cytoplasm. Gene Ontology annotation, molecular function: ATP phosphoribosyltransferase activity; magnesium ion binding.